Molecule: messenger RNA, 1720 nt
Organism: Drosophila subobscura
Lineage: Eukaryota; Metazoa; Arthropoda; Insecta; Diptera; Drosophilidae
Source: the annotation of a RefSeq genome assembly
AUUUGUAGAAUUAGAUUUGUUAAUUUAAUUUCUAUUAGAUUUACUUGUUUUUUUUUCAGUUUAUACUUUUUAUUAAAUAAUAUAGUUUAUUUUAUUGAAUUUGAGUUAGUUUCACUAAAUUCAACAAUAAUUGUUAUAACUUUUUUAUUUGAUUGAAUAAGAUUAUUAUUUAUGUCUUUUGUUUUAAUAAUUUCUUCUUUAGUAAUUUUUUAUAGAAAAGAAUAUAUAAGAAGAGAUGAAAAUAUUAAUCGAUUCAUUAUAUUAGUUUUAAUAUUUGUUUUAUCAAUAAUAAUAUUAAUUAUUAGACCUAAUUUAAUUAGAAUUUUGUUAGGUUGAGAUGGUUUAGGUUUAGUUUCUUAUUGUUUAGUUAUUUAUUUCCAAAAUGUUAAGUCUUAUAAUGCAGGUAUAUUAACAGCUUUAUCAAAUCGUAUUGGGGAUGUUGCGUUAUUAUUAGCUAUUGCUUGAAUAUUAAAUUAUGGGAGUUGAAAUUAUAUUUUUUAUUUAGAAGUAAUAAAAAAUGAUUUUGAAAUAAUAAUAAUUGGUAGUUUAGUUAUAUUAGCUGCUAUAACAAAAAGAGCUCAAAUUCCUUUUUCUUCAUGAUUGCCUGCUGCUAUAGCAGCCCCUACACCUGUUUCUGCUUUAGUACAUUCUUCUACUUUAGUAACUGCUGGUGUUUAUCUUUUAAUUCGAUUUAAUAUUUUAUUAAGAACUUCUUGAUUAGGCCAGUUGUUACUAUUAUUAUCUGGUUUAACAAUAUUUAUAGCUGGAUUAGGGGCUAAUUUUGAAUUUGAUUUAAAGAAAAUUAUUGCUUUAUCAACUUUGAGACAAUUAGGGUUAAUAAUAAGAAUUUUAUCCAUAGGAUUUUAUAAGUUAGCUAUAUUUCAUUUGUUAACUCAUGCUUUAUUUAAGGCUUUAUUAUUUAUAUGUGCUGGAGCAAUUAUUCAUAAUAUAAAUAAUUCUCAAGAUAUUCGUUUAAUGGGUGGUUUAAGAAUUCAUAUGCCUUUGACUUCUGCUUGUUUUAAUGUCUCUAAUUUAGCUUUAUGUGGUAUACCUUUUUUAGCUGGAUUUUAUUCAAAAGAUAUAAUUUUAGAAAUUGUUAUAAUUAGAAAUAUUAAUUUUUUUUCUUUCUUUUUAUAUUUUUUUUCUACUGGUUUGACAGUUAGAUAUUCUUUUCGAUUAGUUUAUUAUUCAAUAACUGGAGAUUUAAAUUGUGGAAGUUUAAAUAUACUAAAUGAUGAAAGAUGAAUUAUACUUCGUGGUAUAUUAGGUUUAUUAUUUAUAAGAAUUAUUGGGGGUAGAAUAUUAAAUUGAUUAAUUUUUCCUUACCCAUAUAUAAUUUGUUUACCUUUGUAUAUAAAAUUAUUAACUUUAUUUGUUUGUAUUUUUGGGGGUUUAUUUGGUUAUUUGAUUUCUGUAACAAAAUUAUAUAAUUUAAAUAAAUCUUUUUUAUAUUAUAAUUUAUCAACUUUUUUAGGUUCUAUAUGAUUUAUACCUUAUAUUAGAACUUAUGGGAUAAUUUUUUAUCCUUUAAGUUAUGGACAAGUUGUUGUAAAAAGAUUUGACCAAGGAUGAUCAGAAUAUUUUGGUGGUCAACAUUUGUACCAAAAAUUGGUUAAUUAUUCACAAACUUUAUUUUUAAUACAUAAUAAUAGUUUAAAAAUUUAUUUAAUAUUAUUUGUAUUUUGAAUUUUAAUUUUGUUAAAUUUUUUAUUAUUUAUUU